AUGGACACUGCCAUGGAGGCCAGCCUGGGUGCUGCUGGCCACAAGCCCCGCACAGAGCUUGAUGAUGAGGACUCUUACCCCCAGGGUGGCUGGGAUAUGGUCUUCUUGGUGGCCCUGCUGAUUCUGGGGCUGCCAGCCAACGGGCUUAUGGCAUGGCUGGCCGGCUCACAGGCCCGGGAGGGAGCGGGUACUCGGCUGGCCCUGCUGCUGCUCAGCCUGGCCCUCUCUGACUUUCUGUUCCUGGCAGCAGCAGCCUUCCAGAUUCUGGAGAUCCAGCAUGGAGGGCACUGGCCCCUGGGGACAGCUGCCUGCCGCUUCUACUACUUUUUGUGGGGUGUGUCCUACUCCUCUGGCCUCUUCCUGCUGGCAGCCCUGAGCCUGGACUGCUGCCUGCUGGUGCUGUGUCCAGGCUGGUACCCCAGGUGCCGCCCGGCCCGCUUGCCCCUCUGGGUCUGUGCUGGGGUCUGGGUGCUGGCCACACUCUUCAGUGUGCCCUGGCUGGUAUUCCCCGAGGCUGCCGUCUGGUGGUAUGACCUGGUCAUCUGCCUGGACUUCUGGGAGAGCGAGGAGCUGCCGCUGCGGAUGCUUGAGAUCCUGGGGGGCUUCCUGCCAUUCCUUCUGCUGCUCGUCUGCCACGUGCUCACACAAGCUGCUGCCUGCAAGGCUUGCCGCUGCGGCCGGCCCAGGCCUCCGGCCUGCCGUGGCUUUGCCCGUGUGGCCAAGACCAUCUUGUCAGCCUACGUGGUCCUGCGGCUGCCCUACCAGUUGGCGCAGCUGCUGUACCUGGCCUUCCUGUGGGACGUCUACCCCGGCUACCUGCUCUGGGAGGCCCUGGUCUACUCUGACUACCUGAUCCUGCUCAACAGCUGCCUCAGCCCCUUCCUAUGCCUCCUGGCCAGCGCCGACCUCCGGGCCCUGCUGCACACCGUCCUCUCCUCCUUUGCGGCGGCUCUCUGUGAGGAACGGCCUGGCAGCGUCACGCUAGCGGAGCCGCAGACCCAAGCAGACUCUGGGGGCCAGUCUCUGCCAGCGCCAAUGUCUGAGGCCCAGCCACAGGCAACCCCCAUGGUCCCAUCACAGGCAACCCCCACCACCCAGCCAGAGGUGAACCCCACAGCCCAACCACAGGAGACCCCCACCGCCCAGCCAGAGGCGAACCCCAACGCCCAGCCACAGGCAGAUUCUGUAGCCCAGCUGGACUCUAUGGCCCGACCGCAGGCAAGCCCUGAGGCCCAGACUCCCGAACCCACUGCCAGCCCCCAUGAUGAAGGCCCCUGCAACCCAUCCACAGAACCCACCCCAGAGGCCUCUGAGAAGCCAGACACGUCUGCUGCAGCGGAAGAAGAAAGCCCUGGUAGUGGCCCCCCAGAGGUGGCCAUGGGCACAAGCCCCACAUGA
This is a messenger RNA of Talpa occidentalis (Iberian mole), 1398 nucleotides long. RefSeq names its product G protein-coupled receptor 152 (gene GPR152). Gene Ontology annotation, cellular component: membrane. Bases 1 to 1398 code for a protein of 465 amino acids. Gene Ontology annotation, biological process: G protein-coupled receptor signaling pathway. Lineage: Eukaryota; Metazoa; Chordata; Mammalia; Eulipotyphla; Talpidae. Gene Ontology annotation, molecular function: G protein-coupled receptor activity. The transcript has a single exon. The record is from RefSeq and is a predicted model, not a curated record.